Molecule: messenger RNA, 3710 nt
Organism: Caenorhabditis auriculariae
Lineage: Eukaryota; Metazoa; Nematoda; Chromadorea; Rhabditida; Rhabditidae
Source: the annotation of a GenBank genome assembly
AUGUCCAUCUUGAGACCUCCAGCAUACCUUUCAGAUCUAGCUGAGCCAUCUCGGAGGUACUUGAGAGCCUCCCUCAAUUCCAUCUCAUUUCGUUCAAAUUCCUCAGAGGUAUACUCGAGGUACCAUCGAUAGACUUCAGAGUCUGAAGUCAGACCCUUCGAUAUACCUCAAGGAUUACCGCGAUAACCUUUCUCGAAUUUCUUGGGAAAUCCAUUAAAAGCAAGCAAAAAUGAUCACAAUGACGUGUAAGGAAUUUGUAAAACAUUGAAAAUUGUUUGUUUUUUUUUGCCUUUUCAGCGUUAGCAAGCUUUCUCGAAAUGCCAUUUUUGUAAUUCUGGGUCAAAAUGAUUAAUAUCAUUUUUAUUUUCAGAUUAACAAGCUCAGUUCGUUGAGCAUCUGAUCUGGCAAAGUGUAUCUUUUAAAGAGUCUCCAGAAUUUUGGAUUUUCAACGAACAUUCAAAUCCUUGGAGGUCUAGAUUAGUCAAUGGCUUCCGGUCUUUUCGAAAAUCCGUCAUUUGAUAAAGAUGGCAUAAUUUAAGUUACUUUUUUUAUUCAGAUCUAUUUUUUUCAAAAAGUAUCUUUUCGGGUGGAUGGUGUUUUUUUCUUUUUUGAACAAAGAACCCCAAAAUGGAAAAAAAAGUUUGAAAAAAAAAGUUUUGUUUCUUUUUCGUGUGGGAAGGUCUGAAACAUAGCUUUUCUCCAAAAUAGGGCGGAAAGGUGCGUUAACGUCGACCGAAAUAAUAUUACUAAAGUGGGACGGCGGAGUUGGUGGGGGAGUUGCGGACGAUCGAUCGCGCCACGCAACCCUCCGACGCCCGCAGGCAUGGUGUACACCCACGGCUUGUACUUUCCCCCGCGGCUCCUCGGGACGACGGUCGCCAAGGUGAUUCGAGCUGCCGAAAUCUUUCUUUUAUGUCUUUCUCUCCAAAAUAAGCUGGAGGCCUAAGAGAAGAGAUGUUUUCCAAUUUCGCUGGAAGCUUCCAAACUUCCGAGCGUUGUUCUGUGAUAAAGUAACUUUGUUGGUCAGGAUAAGAUAUUGAAACAUCAAUGAACAGAUACAUAUCCGGUUUGUUAACAUUUUCCAGCACUUUAUAAUUUACUUUUUUAUCAAACUUCCAACCAUUUUUUUCCCAACUUUCAUUUGAACUUUCUUUCGUACGAACAUUUAGAUAUUGCCAUCCUCCUAAAUCUUUUUUUCAAAUAAUCUUUUUAAGCUCAAAGACGAGAGAUAUAUUUUCAAUAUGGGAUAGACGUAGGGGAGCAUGAACAAAGUACAGAAAUAAACUUUUGUUUUCCCUUAAACUUCUUCCUCAAUCAAUUUCAACUGAUUUUUUUUUUCAUAGCACAAAUCAACUCUGUCAAAAUUUUUACUUAUUCGAUUAGAUUAUAUACUUUCAGAUCGCAUGUAUCUCUUACUGAACCUCAAAGACGACACCUUGUUGCGGAGUGUCGUUCAUUUGUUGGUGAGCCAUUCUCUUCGAAGCUGGUUGGAGUUUCCAAGUUUCAGUUCCAACACGGACACUGCGCCUUGUCCAUCGGCGAGACUGUGGAGGACUUGUGUCCGACUUGCGAGAGACACAGGUCAAUCCAAUCGGAGCCUAGUUCUUCCAAAGGAAAGGUGGCUUUUCUUGAUAAUCAGAACAAAAAAAGGGUCGAAGAGAAUGAGAUGGUUGUUUCAGAAGAGCUCCAAGCGUCAACACUCGGAAGUCUGCGCGGCUGAAAUCCCGACUGAAGAUGGGCUGGACUCCUCCCGACCUUGCAGCUAUUCUUUGAAGGGAGAACCCAGCGACGAAGGCAAUGAAGACAUGGUUUGCUUUCAUUUAAUUCUCACUAGAUUAUAGUUAGGAAAUUUCAAAGAAUAAACUUAACGAAAAUCUUAUUGUUCUCCUGAAAAAAAUUUGUUGUUCUUCUAAACUCAAUUGGAAAAGUAAGUAGUGAGCAAUAUGUAAAUUAUCACUGGCUUUUCUCUUAGAAGAUAUCAUAAAAGUAGAGAAUCUUGUCUUUCAUCGGUUCUAUUUUGAAGCUGUUUACCGCAGCCGUGAAAAACACGAAGUCUCAAGAUUAGGCUUUCUCUCAAAUUGAGAUUUUGGGAAUCUUCAUAUGGGACAUCGAGAAGCAUUCCGGCAAAUUUUGAAAAAUUCCCAUGCGCAAAAUAAAAUCGUUAUCCUAAUUAGAAUUACUUUUAGAGAGCUCGAAGCCAGAUUUAAGAAAAAAAAAAUUGGCUUUGCCGUUUCGUCGAUUUAUAAAGCUUCAAAGUUAGUACGCUAUCACUUUAGUGGAGAAAAUCAGGGCUUGAGCUUUUUCAGACUUGGCUCCAAGUCAAAAAAUGAAAAAAAAAAUUUCAGGCCUUUAUUCUAAAUGCUCCUAAUAAAUCUAAAUAAUUUAUGGUUAGUUAGUGUCUUUUCAAGAAAAUUUCGGAAGUUUUCAGCAUAUUCUUAGAGCACGCUUUUUUAGAUUUUUAUCAAGUUUCUUGAGUCAUAAAACAAGGCUGAGGUCAAUGACAAUAGGUUUCUUUUGAGACCGUGAAAUCUUGGUGAAAAGUUCUGACGAACAAAUCUUCGACGAGUUUUUUGUCUGUUUUAUUCCGUAACUACUCAUUGUCAACAAAAGACUCAAACUUUGGUUCAGGAAAUGACUGUUGACGUCGACGGCGAUGGUGACGGCGACGACGACACCGAAAGCUUCGGACUGAACACCUCGUUGGCCAUUUAUGAACAACAAGGCGUCGAGCAGGUUCCUACCAGUUGAAUCUCAUUCUCACGUCGAAAUUCCUAGGCGUCUCCCACAGAAACGGUUCAAGCAAAAAGAAAAUCCAGAAGCAACGGGGGCGAGGAAAGCAGCGAAGUUUUCGAAUGCCAGGUUGCUUUUUCUAGGAUAAAAUAAAAGUUCAUUCAAUGCCAAUCACAACAAGUGAGUACAAUUUGAAAGUAGUGCAAAAAAGAGAUAGGCGGAAGAAUAACGAUACUCGGGAGGAAGGCAACCCCAACGAGUUGACAGGUACCAGAAGAUUGUGACACACUUACGUGAGUCGAUAAGGGAUAUUUUAAUAAAAAGCUGGCAAUGUAUAUUAAUAAAGUUUCCUGAAAAGAGUUUUUGUGAGGACACUGAAGUCUAAAAAAUCACGGUAGUUAUAUCCAUAAAGGAAUAUUUUGGGAAAAUCAUUAGAGAGAUUUGAGUAUUUGGUUCUAUCAAAAUCUCUACGAUGUUUUGAAACAGAAUCAAAUUUUCAGCUUUGCAAAAAGCACAUCACGCGACAAGGACAAUACGCGAAUCUGAUGAACCAUCUGUCGCGACAUUCCAGACUCCAUGCCUCCAAAAAACAAUACUAGUGCGUUCAUAACGUUUUCUUGAUCAUUUUUACUCAGUUUUGAUUGAAAAUAAUACGAAAAACUUUUUUAAGCUGUACGGAAUGUGGAGCAAGCUACACUCGAAGGUACUUAGCUGUUUCGCAUAUGCGCGAGACUCACCCAACGUCCACAGCUGAACCACUUGACUAUGGGUAUGAAAAGAACAGAAUAUGAGAUAACAGAGUUUUUAGAUGUGAACUAAAAGAAGAGUACAAAAAUCUACUCGACACAUGCUUCCCGGAAGCCGAAGCCAGACGCAAGGCGUUGAUGGCGUCGCGGGAAGAAAAUGUGCGGCUGGAGCGCGGAGACUGCACAGAACGGCUCGUGGUCCAGUCGAUGCUCAAGCUCGGCUCUCCCAUUUGA